This is a messenger RNA of Colletotrichum acutatum, 2899 nucleotides long. RefSeq names its product fungal-specific transcription factor. The transcript is spliced from 5 exons. The record is from RefSeq and is a predicted model, not a curated record. Gene Ontology annotation, molecular function: zinc ion binding; DNA-binding transcription factor activity, RNA polymerase II-specific; DNA binding. The coding region runs from base 351 to 2618 and encodes 755 amino acids. Gene Ontology annotation, biological process: DNA-templated transcription; regulation of DNA-templated transcription. Lineage: Eukaryota; Fungi; Ascomycota; Sordariomycetes; Glomerellales; Glomerellaceae.
CGGCUUUCUCACCCCUUCAGCAUUAUUCACGGCUGUGGGGAAUUCUCCAUAAACACCGAUCAUCCAGCCCGAUACCAAGACCACGAUGCAUGUUGGUUCUCCAGCUUCAGGUGAUUCUGCACCGACAAAUCCCCUCCGCAAGCAGGGUGCACGGCCAGGAAACUUCAACACCUUGCUAUCCCCGCGUUGAGUCUUGACCAACAUACCCCCAGCUCAAGAGUUUCCAUUUGUCACAAGCUCCAUCUCGAGAACUUGGGGAAGUGGACGAUAUCAACGGAUAAUUGCAUCUCGCGUGCCAUGGGCAUGGGGCUCGACCAUCCCCACCUCUUCCAAGUGAUUUCGUGAGAGAUAUGUCAUAUCGGCAUUACCAAAACACAUGCCAGAACAUGGCUCCCAUUGCACCAUCUCCGCCUCAAGCAGGGCCUUCAUCAUCCCCAAGUGAAAUUGGAAAUUCAAGGCCUGUGGCAUGUGCCAAUUGCCGACAAAGACGAUCCUACUGCUCGAAAGAGAAGCCUACCUGUUCACGAUGUCGUGACAGCGGCCUGAGCUGUACAUAUGAGACGAGUGUAAAAAUCACCGUCACAGAGACCUAUCUUCGAGAACUCGAAGCUAAGGCCAAAGCUUAUGAUGACUCGCUUCUCCGGCAGUCUCAGCUACCAGCUCCGAUCCCUGGAAAAGUCCCUGCCCACCGCAUCUCAGCCGAAGAGCAUGAAGAAGGAUUUGAAGAUGAACAUCCCUUACUUGAGCCGUUCAAUCAGAUGAGCGUUCAUAAACCCUCGACAAGCUUCAAGGGCCCUGGCAAUUCGGACAAUUUUCUACGGAGUGUGAGAAAUCUAUCAGGUUUCUACGGUGACGACGGCAGCCUGGACGCCAACACAAAUUUUUACGAGCCAAGUGCCUUGCCUUCAAGACGUGAAAAGGCGAGGACACAAGUUCGACUCCCACCAAUAGACAUUGCCCGGCGGCUAUUUGCCGCACAGUACACCUACAUAGGGACGAUCUUUGCCUUUACGGACCCCAAGGCCAGCUUCGAUCAAUUACUCAUCGAGGCGUACCGAGGCCCUCCUGAUCCCUCUGAUAGAGAAGCAUGUCUGUCAUACGCAAAGGUCCUCAUCAUUUUGGCUUUCGGUCAACUCUACUCUGUCAAUCAAUGGGUCGAUUUCAGGGGCCCGCCAGGCUUCGAAUACUUCACCCAUGCUCUGAACCUCUUGCCCGAUACCCAUGAAGAAGGAUCCUUGUUGUGCGUAGAAACGCUGGCUCUCAUCGGCUACUUCAUGCAAAACAUGAACCGUCGUGAUGCUGCGUUCUUAUAUACCGGUAUGGCUCUUCGCAUGGCCAUCUCGCUCGGGCUGCAUCAUGAGAUCGGAUUCAGUGCGGCACCACAUGCUUUACAGGGUCAGGAUAACGACCCGACCGCCUUGGAUGAUGCAACGCGCGAACAUCGUCGCCGGGUGUGGUGGUCUGUUUAUAGUCUGGAUCGUAUCCUAUCGGUCAAAUCGGGAAAUCCCAUCACCAUCCAGGACGAGGACAUCGGUGUCGAUCUGCCUGCAAGACUACCCACAGAAGCAGAAUACUGCCCCGCAGUGGUGCUUCGACAUUACACCGAACUCUCACGGAUUCUCGGUGAAAUUCACAAUGCCAUCUAUCGCAAGACCAGCAAGACAGCGCCUAAAUCCGGAAAACGCCUGAUGGCAUCGGUUCAGGGCAUCGUUCUCAGCCUGUCCAAGUGGAACAGCAACUUACCAGAUGAGCUUCGAUUUGACCCUGCUCGGCUUAGCAUUAGCCGCGAGAGCGUUAGCACAUUUGCGCAUUACUAUCAAUGCAUCAACAUGACUGCGCGGCCUUUGCUCUUCCACGUUGUGCAGAAGCGACUGCAGAAAAUUCGCGCCAGCAGCGAUGCAGGGGAGAAAGAGCGAGGCUGGAAAGAGGGAUUGUCCCAAACGACUGUCAGGGUUAUCGACAUGUGCAUCGGUGCGGCGCAGGACACCAUCAACAUAAUGACCGUAGCUGCACAGAGAGAUCUUGUUGCAACGUACGGGUAUAUGGACGGAGAACACGUCUUCUCAGCAUCCAUCGUCCUCGUCAUGGUCUGCGUCGCCUUCCCGACAGACCCGUCCAGCAUCAUGGCGAUGAACGCCGGCCUCGAUCUCCUCCGAGGCAUGGGCGAGCGAGGCAACAGCUACAUGGGCGCCCGCUACGAGCUUCUCGCCAACCUUCGCUCGGCUGUCAUGUCCGGAACAAACGCCCACGCCGAACCUCUGCCUCCGUUCCCGACAAGCUUCUCUCCGACAGAAUCGCUAGUGCCAGCAGGAGGGGGUCUCAUUUCGAGUGCGCAACCGACUAGUAGUAGUAGUGUACUGCCCAUGACUAUGGGUGACGCUCAAGGAGGAGGCCUGAUGGCGAUGCAAGCUGUGGCGGGUCAUCAGCGGGUGACGUUCCCCGUCGUCGACAACAGCUCCCUAGGCGAACCCUUUUUCGAUGAGAGUGUGAGUACGGUGAUGGACUUUGGGCUCUGGGAAGAAGGCUUUGCCGACCCGGCGAUGGACGCGAGCUUUGACUUUACGCAAUGGACUCACGCGGCUGGCAUGACUCAGACUGAUGAUAGGAUGGAUGUGUGAAGGAGAACUAUGGUAUCUACAUGUAUAUCUUACUGCUAUGAUUUGAUGAUAAUGCAAAGCUUUGGAUCUUUUCACCUCAACUAUGAUAAUCUGUCCUUGGCCCGAGUCCUUGUUUGUGGAUACCGGCUUAUCUUGCUUUAACCACGGAAUCUGCCCAUUUCGCGGCUUGUCUGAAGGGGAUCUGCAGGGCUACCAGGGGCGGAGGGGCUGAUAUGUACCAAGGGAUCAAACUCAAAUGGGUUAAAUCCCGAAAGCUUCGGACAACGCGCCCGGAGGCAUCA